AUGGGCUGGCCAGUGUGCAAUUCGACCUCGGAAGAUGAAACCAGUAGGCAACCCCCCCCUCUGCGCCUUGUUGAUUGCGACUCGGUCACGGAGGUUGACCUCUGGGAUGGCGGCAUCACCUUCCACCAACUCUGCCUGAUCAUGGGCGGGGCUUUUGGUCUCAUGGCUAUACUUGUUUCCUUCUACCUGAUUGGAAUGCACGCUACACAUUACAGCAAAAAGAUAGAGCAACGGCAUAUCAUUCGAAUCCUGCUUAUGGUCCCCGUUUAUUCCGUCGUCGCAUGGCUCGGUACCUACUUCUACAAGAACGAUGUCUACUAUGAUUUGAUCGGCAACUGUUAUGAAGCGUUUGCGAUUUCGGCUUUCUUCUCUCUUAUGUGCGCAUACAUUGCGCCCGACUUGCAUAGCCAGAAAGAAUACUUCCGUGGAGUCGAACCCAAACCGUGGGUCUGGCCGAUCCCGUGGCUUCAGAAGUGUACGGGUGGAGAGAAGGGCAUUUGGAGGACACCGCGCAGUGGUUUAACAUGGUUCAACGUUAUCUGGGUGGGCGUUUUUCAAUACUGCCUCCUCCGGGUCUUGAUGACUAUCAUCGCGGUCGUCACGCAAAAGUUUAACCUGUACUGCGAGGAAUCCCUCAACCCGGCGUUUUCGCAUAUCUGGGUUCUCCUCAUUGAAUGUAUUGCAGUCUCCAUCGCCAUGUACUGUCUGAUCCAGUUCUACAUUCAGAUCAAAGACGACAUCAGCCAGUAUCAGCCAUUCUUGAAGAUUUUGUCAAUCAAGUUGGUCAUUUUCCUGUCCUUCUGGCAAUCGACUUUGAUCUCCUUCCUCACCUCAGCCGGAGCGAUCAAAACCACCUCUAAAAUACAGAGUCCCGAUCUCAAAGUUGGACUGCCGAACCUACUCAUCAAUAUUGAGAUGGCCUUCUUUGCCGUCCUUCACCUGUGGGCAUUUUCCUGGAAACAGUAUUCGCUCAAGAACCAGCCGUCCGAGAUCACCGACUUCUACGGCAACGGCAAAGGCAGCUAUGAGGGCGGUCCCUUCGGCGUUAAAGGCAUACUCGACGCCUUGAACCCAAUGGACCUCAUCAGAGCGAUUGGUCGCAGUUUCCGCUGGCUCUUCGUCGGCCGGAAGAGACGCACGAUGGAUCCCAGCUACCACCAAACUGCAAAUGACGCCUUCAACAUGAACGCUACCGAGAGCGGUAUCGAUUCCCACGGCACCGAAUACGGCGGCGCAGGCGUAAUGAUGGCCGGUGGACGCUACAGUCCCCCCGGCGAAGAAGGACAGGUCCUCCUGUCGCACGCCCAGCCAAGCCCCGGUGGUCCCCCGCCUCCGAUCGACGACGAAACGGACCCGAACCGCUUCUACAAUCAUAACCGACUCAGCGCAGCCUCCCUCCUGGAGCCAACAGCCACGCAUACUGCCCGGCCGUACUCCCCUUACGAGGAGGACGCAUGCAACCCCUACCUCGUGAACUCCCACCUGGAACAAGACCACUACCACGAGCCCGUCCACGCCAAUCCACCUUAUCCAGACCACCCCACCACAACGCUGCAAGAACAGCCUCCCAUUCCUCUCCCGGAAUCCUACCAACCCCCUCCCCCGAACUACGACAGUGACCACCAGCAACAACAACAACGAAGGUAA
This is a messenger RNA of Aspergillus niger, 1647 nucleotides long. RefSeq lists its product as uncharacterized. NCBI's taxonomy places the organism in Eukaryota, Fungi, Ascomycota, Eurotiomycetes, Eurotiales, Aspergillaceae. The transcript has 6 exons. The coding region runs from base 1 to 1647 and encodes 548 amino acids. Gene Ontology annotation, molecular function: transporter activity. Gene Ontology annotation, biological process: transport. The record is from RefSeq and is a predicted model, not a curated record.